Molecule: messenger RNA, 1131 nt
Organism: Penicillium subrubescens
Lineage: Eukaryota; Fungi; Ascomycota; Eurotiomycetes; Eurotiales; Aspergillaceae
Exons: 1
Coding region: 1-1131 (376 amino acids)
Source: RefSeq, a predicted model, not a curated record
AUGGCCGCCACACACGCCACCCACAGACAGUCGUGGGAUUCUCUUUCCUCCACCUUCGCCCACCUGGAAGUGUCCUUCUCACAUGACAGUUGCUACGGUUCUGAUGAAGUGUCUGUCUCUUCCAACAAUCCCGCUCCCCUGCAGUCCAGUGUCGAGACCUUUAUCGACAAACGCGCCACAACUAUCCACCCGUUCUUGAAGUCGAUCUUGAAGAACUCCACUUCCGACAUCCAUGACGAAGUCGAUGACACUGAAUCAGAGUCCGGCUACGGCUCGGACGAUAUUGAAUUUGAUUACGAUGCCCUCUCGGAGGAUGAUGAAGAUGAGGACGAUGAUGACGACAUGUCCGAUUUUUCUAUCUGGGAGGAGACAUCGGGGGAUGUUCCUGAGACGCGGGAGGACCGCACUGACACUUUCGACGAUGUUUUUAUCGGAUUUGAGGCUUCCGUGCGAUUUGCUCCCCAAAUCGAAUACAUCGAAAACCCUGCUUGUGCAGAGGACGACGAGACUCCUGAGACCGAGAUGACAUGUCAUGAGAUGAUGAUGCUCGCCCUUCAAUCCGGAUCGGCGAGCUCUUCAUUCCAUUCCGAGGACGAGAGUGACAACGAGGAUGACAGCGCUCACCCCCACCGCGAGUUCAUCCGCAGUGGUGCCAACCAUCCCGAAGAAUUCACUCGCGAUGCGGUCGACGUAGAUCGCCAGCUGUUUGUUGCGUACAUGAACGGUAUGCACGGGAUUGCCGACGCCAAAUACAAGUCAUACAUUCACACCCAGGCCGACAAUAUCAGAUUGGGCCAAGAAACCGAGUCCAUGCAUCCGGACGACGCACCUUGCAUGUACCUUGACUCGAUCCAGACUCAUGUCAUCGGUGUCUUCCGCAACCUCCUCUCCGUGGCUGAGCUGGACGACCUCGUCGGUCUCCGCAAGCAAGAUAUCGCCGUCGAGCAGGCCGCUGCCGGCUCACUCGAGCCGCCCCAGAACCAUCAUCGAGUCCUUCUUAACAAAGUCGAGCACUUCCUCCUGGACCGUCUGACCAACGGUCGAGUCGAUGUAUGUCCGGACGAAAUGAGCUUUCUGGCCGGCGGCAUCGUCCAAGCGCUCGGCACGCAGGACCUUCCUGCCUCGAUUUAG